AGUGAAGAAGAAACGGGGUCAGACAAGGGCUCUGCGGUGCGCAUGCGCAUCUCACCAGCCGUACAUUUAUUAGCACUUUUAUUGUUGUGAUGUUUUCUUGAUAGUGUUACUGUUAAAACGCAAAACCAAAAAAUUAGGGUGAAAAACAUCAACCUAAAUAUGUUUAGGUGACGAGGGAGUUACUAUUUAUAACAAGGUACUAUAAUCAAUCACAGAGUCGUAUUAACGAUCAAUUCUUUAGUAAUUGCUGAGAAAAUUAAACGGACGAAACUGAAUCAUUCAUCCGCCUUUAGGUAAACCGGUUGCGAUACAACGCUAAGAGAUUUAACUAGGUAUCAAUCAAUCGAUGAUUUGGCACUCAAUCCACACUACCUGGAUCCUCUCAGGCAGGGGGUUGGCGUCACAAGCGAAACGAGAAGCUGACAGUGGAGAAAAACAGAUGCGUCUUUCAUUAGUGUUUGAUUCAUCCACUCUGUGUCAGGUUUAAGACAAGAUUUCCAGCCAUGGAGUUGUCUGAAAUACUGUACAAUAAAGCGGAGUACAUUGAGACGGUAAUACACUAAUUUAUAUGCUGUUUUAGCUUGCUGGUUGAUUGCUAUUUAGCUAACUGAUGCUAACGGGGCGUUGGACAAUUGAAACGACCAUUUACCAGAAAUAAGAAAUAACGUUCGCGAAACAAAAAUUCAAACUGUUAUCAACCAAAUCUACUUCUUUUCAGGCCUCUGGCAACAAAGUGAGCAGACAGUCGGUGCUGUGUGGGAGUCAAAACAUCGUCCUAAAUGGCAAAGUAAGGACGGCAGGUCGGUUUCUGUGGUCUUGGUGAGACUGUGGUAAGGCUUACAUUUGGAUCUGUGUUGUGCUUCUUUCUUCCAGGCUAUUGUGAUGAAUGACUGCAUCAUCAGAGGGGACCUGGCGAAUGUCAGGGUGGGCAGACACUGUGUGGUGAAGAGCCGGAGUGUCAUCAGACCACCUUUCAAGAAGUUCAGUAAAGGGUAAAACAGCCUUUUCCUUUGACAUCUACCAGAACUGGGUCAGACCUUCACACCUUGGGCCUGUUGCACAAAACUAGGAUAAGGGAUUAAGUCGUGAUAUCUUGGUUAUCCUGGCUCAAUUUAUCCGUGACCCAGUUGCACAAAAGCAGGAUAGAGGAAAGUAGGAUAUGUUAUGGUAGAAGUUACCAUGGAGACUGAUCAUGUGGAGCUAACCUGCUACAGACCUGGCUAAAUUCCAGGAUUUAUUUCAUCUCAUCUAUUAUCUCAGUCAGUAUGCACCACAAAUGGAAACCGAUAGUUAUUCCACCACUGCCCACUACACAAAUUUUUCACGCUCAAAUAUGUACACUGUCAUAGUCUAAAACGUGUGAUAUUCAAUUUUAAUUAUUUUAGAUGAAUGAUUAUUUUAGAUGAUUUUGCAAUAAUAAGAUAAUUCAUGGUUUCCUAUAGACUACACAUGCCAUAAAAAUAUAAAUACACAUCCACAAAAGUAAGAUGAAGUUCCUUUAUUGAAUAAGGAAAUCAAAGCAAGUAAACAAUCAGCUCCUUUAAAAGUGAAGUCACACAGUGACUCUAUAAGAUAGGAAGCGUGGAAUCAAAGCAUAUCAUACAACAUGAGAAUAAAUACACAUUCUAGCAAGCAGUAUAUACACAGUAUACAACACAAACAUUGUAAGAGCCUAUAUCAAUUUAAAUUAAAUUAAAGAAAACAACAACCAAACUUCCCCUGCCAAUGCAUGUCAUAGUUAACUGAAAUUCACAGCAUGUGUCUUUGCCACUGCAGCACUUAUUUAACUCAAUUUUAAAACAUGCAUGUUAUCUUAAAUAACUGAACAUAUUGGUCUCUGACCAGCCGACCACUGUCGUCAUCAGGGAAGAUGGCAGGAUUGACCCAGUCCAUGUGUGGUGGCACUCUGGGGGCCCUCUCCUUCCUCAGGCAGGCCACAUUGUGGAGGAGAGCACAGGCCACAGUUAUGUCACAGGCUGUGAUUGGUGUCAGGAGAAAUGGCUGGCAGACAUACCCCAUGUCCCCCAGUAACACAUCUGAGGAUUCAUCUGUCAAUACAAAAUGUCAACAUCACAACCUCGUAAUACAGUGACAUUGUUGACACUGCCAUGAUAUACAAGGUGGUUAUUGAUAGAAGUUGUGUGGCUCACCUUGUGGUAGGCUCUGAUAGAUUUCAGAGGCCCGGAAGACUCAGGAGUUAUGGCCGGGCCACUUUGCCACAACAAUGCUGAUGAGAAAGUCAGCAUUGCAGAUCAUCUGAAAUCAUAAGAUGAAGACUAUUUAAAACUGAUCAAUGCACAUCACAAGCAAUGCAUGGUAUUCAGUAACUGACAAUUUGAAAAAGUCAUGUUCACCUGAACAUUAAUGCUCUGAAAGGAUUUCCUGUUCACAAAAUCUGCCUCAUGGGCACCUGAGGGGGAUUUUAUCUUGAUGUGUGUGCAGUCAGAUGCAUCAAUGACAUUGGGGAAAUGUCACUGGAUCACAGUCAUGCUCAUGCCAGUUUGUUUACAUUAUGUCAUUGAUAUUUUUAUGGGAGGAGUUGCAAAAGAGAGGAAGUGAAAUCAUUUUGGCCUUCAGCAAAUGUGGUGUGUAUUAUACAACACUGCAUAUUUUAAUGCUGCAAGGGCUAUAUGUUAAAAAAUGUUAUGAUGGAAUGUGGCUGUUAUUUUGAUUAUACAAAAUAUUAUUGGUCAAAUAAAACAGAUUAAAAGUAAAUUUAGUAGAGAAUAAAAUGUUAAUUUCUGCCAGACAACAUGCCAGAUGGAUUAUCAAUGGAAAAAUAAUCAUGAGAAUAAAAAUGCAAGCAUCCCCAAAAAAGGACUAGCAAGACCUGUAAGGGCUUUAAUGAUGAAAGUAUCUCAGUUUGGAGCUUUACAGGUCAGAAAUGACAGGUGUUAAUGUCAGGGCACUCCAGCAAACCAUAAAUAUGAGCUAAGAACUGUUCAGUGAAUGAAAGAUAAUACAUUGACAGAACAUUUUUACCCCGUAAAUUUUAAUUAUUACUCAUUACGAACAAUCCCAAGAAGGGAAGCGUGGAAGAAAAAGUUGGAAAAUUCAAUAAAAAUUUUAAACAAUAUAACAUUUAUUACUUUUGAGAUCUGUUGAUUUUUAUAGAUUAUAUGGGAUUUUUUUUUAAAAGUCAUGCAUUUAUAAUUUCACAUAUAUCAUUGUCACAUCAAGUAGCAGCUUCAAAUUAUUAAUAUUUCCUUCUGCUCAACCCUAACCCUAUUUCAGUCAAGGUCUGUUUUUCAAGCUCUGACAAGGAUUUUUGUGCAUUUAACAUGGGAAAGUGGUGUGUGAGGGGUAGGUGUCAGCUCAGUAGCUGAAGACACAGCCUUGUUUUUUUUUAUUUUCCAGGAAUGGCACAUUUGACUGUGAAAAGUCAGCAGGAUGAGACACUACUUCAGCAUGUAGAGGUCAAGCUGAGCUUUGUCUAGCAGACAAAGCCAUCUUUGCUUAUCCUUGGGAACUAAAACUAACCCCGACUGAAAGUUCCUCACAGGAGCUUUAGGAUCAAUUUAAGCAUUUUCUUUUUACAAACUGUAAUCUCCUGCAGCUACAUGGCUGCUGCAUUUGUGUUGUUACCAUGCUAUAAACCACAGUGAAUGCGAAAUAAUUGCGCUAUCAAUAAGCCUGCAAUAUGAUGGCAUAAAAGAGUGCUACAUUAGCUUUUUAAUUCUAGAGAGACAGUUCCAGCAGUGAUAGUUAUGAUUAUGGAUUAUAAUCCUUUGAGGUUAUACAUCUGCAUGGUUGGCUGAUCACAGGGUCUCUAACUUCUCGUCUCCUCUCCCUCUUCCUCCUCCAGAGUUGCAUUUUUUCCUCUACAUAUUGGGGACCACGUCUUCAUCGAGGAAGACUGUGUCGUCAACGCAGCCCAGAUUGGUUCCUAUGUCCACAUUGGCAAGAACUGUGUCAUAGUGAGUGGGAUGAAAAGACGCACAAAACAUACAACACUUAUCUAAUCCCAAGAAGAAAGGCAUGCUGGGAAAAUAUAGCUCAGCUUCAGUUUUAGAGGACAUCACCAGAGCUAGUGUCUUCUCUUGCCCGAGGAGAAUCAGUCACAUGGUGGUCAUGAGUGAGCAGUAAGCUAUUUGCAUGCGGCCUCUUGCACUGACUCAUACUUAGAAUAUGUUAUUACAGUUUGGUAGACUUGCUCAGCAGAACCAGAUUACAAUUCAUUAUCACAACAAUGGUGGAUUUAACAGUUGAAUAUUUGAAACAGAUAUACUGGCAAAGAUUGAUUAGUGAUAAAUUGUCCUCUGCUGACUUAAGUGUGUAGUUUUUGUUAAAUGCAUGAGUGUUGUCUGCGUUACGGCCUCCUUAACUUAAUAACUUAACCCAAAAACCCAUAAAAAGAGACCAUAACGUUUAAUCAAAGAGGACACCACAAACGAAUGAAAGGUUAAUCCCACAGGCUUGAUUUCCAAAAUGAAACCACUAAGCACAGACAAACAAAAAAACAACAAAACAACAAAAUGAACUCAAAGGGAAAGGUGCUUGCCCAGCCGUGCAAUGGAUUGUCACAUCAGUACCUCCCACAAACUCAAUUGCCACUGCCCACUGGGACCUGCGUUAAACAAAAGAGUGAAAAAUGGACAACCGGUGGUCUCCAGCCCAGACUAAAAUAACAAACUAAAACAACAAGAACGAACAAUGAUACAUGCCGGUUCAAGAAGAACCCGUGGGGAGGAAAAACUGAAAAAGUUCAGUGGCAUUAGGACUCCUUACAAACUGCUGCUUGUGUGUGUGUGUGUCUUUGUGUGUGCUUUCCGUCUGCUACCUGCACAGGAGACCAGAGAGAGAGAGAGAGAGAGAGAGAGAGAGAGAGAGAGAGAGAGAGAGAGAGAGAGAGAGAGAGAGAGAGAGAGAGAGAGAGAGAGAGAGAGAGAGAGAGAGAGAGAGAGAGAGAGAGAGAGAGAGAGAGAGAGAGAGAGAGAGAGAGAGAGAGAGAGAGAGAGAGAGAAGAGAAAGAGAAAAGGAGCAAUCCUGGCCACACAUGACAGUCACCGUACAAAAAAAAUGGAUUGUUUUUUGUUUUUUUUAUUGAUUGAUUGUUCCGAAAAUAACACUGAAAUAAACAUACGGCUAUAUGUGUUUAUGUAUACGUGUUCUAGCAGUGCAAAUACUGAAAUCUACUGAAAUACUGAAAGCAAAAUCAUGAAAUAGACUAUAACUCAUAUCAGUGCCUUUUUAAGAUAUAUAAAAGCAAACAAGAACAUCCGAUUCUCUCAGCAAGAUGAAUGGCUUUUAUUUUGCAAUUGUUUAAUGCCUUGUGCAAAGUGUUAUUAAAAAAUACAAGACAUUCUGCACUGUGGAAAAUCUCAGAGGACGUGGUCGGAAGCCUAAAGUGACACCUGUGCUGGCCAGGAGGAAAGUGAGAGAGGUGAAAAAGAAUCCAAGGAUCACCGCCAAGGCCAUCCUGGUGAAUCUGGGCUCUGCUGGUGGCAACAUCUCAAGGCAGACAGUCCAACGGACACUGCUCACUGCAGGGUUUCACUGACGCAGACCAAGGAGGACGCCACUUCUCCAGAUAAGGCACACAAAAGCCCACUUGGCCUUUGCAAAAGCUCAUCUAGACAAAGAAGAAGACUUCUGGCCUCCAGUUUUGUGGUCAGAUGAAACAAAAAUUGUGUGUCAACAAAAAAUUGACUGGCCACAAUGAUAUAGCCUUCAUUUGGCGUAAAAAAGGAGAAGCCUUCAACUCUAAGAACACAAUCCCCACUGUCAAACAUGGUGGUGGGAACCUAAUGCUUUGGGGGUGUUUUUCAGUCAAUGGACCAGGGAACCUAAUCACAGUAAAUGGCACCAUGAAAAAAGAACAAUACAUCAAGAUUCUCAACAACAACAUCAAGAAGUCUGCAGAGAAACUUGGCCUUGGGCACCAGUGGACAUUUCAGCACGACAGCAACCCCAAACACACAGCAAAAGUAGUAAAGAAAUGGUUAGCAGACAAAAACAUUUUGCAGUGGCCCAGCCAGAGUCCUGACUUGAAUCCAAUAGAGAAUCUGUGGAGGGAGCUUAAGAUCAGGGUGAUGGCAAGGAGGCCCUCCAACCUGAAAGUGAUGGAGCUCAUCGCUAAAGAUUAAUAGGCGAAAAUACCAGUGGAGACAUGCAAAAAGCUGGUCAGUAAUUAUAGGAAGCCCUUGAUUGCUGUAAUAGCCAAUAAAGGCUUUUCUUUUGAUUAUUGAGAAGGGUAUGAAUAAUUUUGGACGUGCCAUUUUUCGUUCAAAUGUAACUAAAAGCUUUGAAAUAUUUCUUUCCACAAUGAUGCCUCUUGUACAUCGUCUUAUUAUUUUCUGGUAGAUGCCUGUGUCAUUUCCAGUUAAUAAAAAAAGUUGCUGGUUGAAAAAAAGUAACUUUAAGUCAAAAUUUGCCAGGGGUAUGAACAAUUUUGGGCUAUGACUGUGUGUAUAUGGAUCUAUAUGGAUGUAUAUAAAACCCUGGAGCGACUGAUUCUACGCCUUCUGAGGUCUGAGGUCAAAGACAAACUGGAUUCCCUCACGAUCAUGUUCUUCGACUUUUCAGUGCAUUCAACACCAUCCAACCCACCAUACUUAAAGACAAGUUCACAGAGAUGGGAGUGGAUCCUUCCUGUGUUUCCUGGAUCACAGAUUACCUGACAGGAAGGCCACAGUUUGUCAGGCUGGGGAACUGUGUUUCUGGGACAAUAAUGAGCAGUACAGGGGCUCCACAUGGGACAGUUCUGGUGCCAUUCCAGUUCACACUGUACACGUCAGACUUCAAAUACAGCACUGAGUCCUGCCACAUCCAGAUAUACUCAGAUGACAUCGCUAUUGUGGCAUUUAUCAGAAAUGGACAAGAAGCUGAAUACAGAGAUCUAAUAGGAGCCUUCAGUGACUGGAGUCACAAAAACGGCCUCCUCCCCAACACCUCAAAGACAAAGGAGAUGGUCAUAGACUUCCGUAGAUCCAAACCACCUCUUCAGCCAGUGAACACCUGUGGAGUGGACAUCGAAGUGGUGAUAUCAUAUAAAUACCUAGGUGUACAUCUGAAUAAUAAGUUGGACUGGUCUAAGAAUAUAGACUUCAUCUACAGAAAGGGGCAGAGCCGCCUCUUUUGCCUGAGAAGAGUCUGAUCAAUAGGCAUGUGUAGUAAGAUACUGCAGAUGUUUUAUCAGUCUGUGGUGGCAAGUGUGCUGUUCUACGCUGCAGUCUGCUGGGGAGGCAGCAUCAGACACAAAGAUGCAAGACGUCUUUACAAACUGGUGAAAAAGGCUAGCUUUGUGGUAGGACUCAAGCUGGACUCAGUGGAGGAUGUGGUGGAGAGAUCUACACUGAGGAAGGUGGAGACUAUUCUGAAGAACAUGGAUCACCCACUUCACAACACCUUAAUGGACCAAAGGGCAAAUGGUGGUGGACAGAAAGAUUCAGAAGAUCUUUUGUACCAACAGCCAUUAGACUUUAUAACUCACAGAGGUUUGAGGUCUCUAAAGUUUUAGUAUAAAAAUGAUUAGUCUUGUUGUUUAUGGUCUGGUUUGCUUUUUUAUGCCAUAAAUAGGCAUCAAAUUUAAUUUCAGUCUGUUUUGUAAAGUUUAAAAAAUUAAGCAUAGACUGCUUUGUCCACAGGGGGCGCCAAAAUUGAUCCAAACUAAAAGUUCCUCAACACACAAAGUAUGAUCAAAUGAUUACAGUUCAAUUGUUUUUUGUUGUGUUUGUGUGAACAGGGUCGUCGCUGUGUGCUGAAAGACUGCUGCAAGAUAUUAGACAACACUGUGCUCCCCCCUGAGACCGUGGUACCUCCUUUCACUGUCUUCUCUGGAUGCCCAGGUCCCCUAAACACACAAACACAAGCUUCUAAACAUCUGACUUUUUGUUUACAAACCUUUACCUAAAAUUCUCUCAAUCUCUUAGGUCUAUUCUCAGGGGAGCUCCCAGAGUGCACACAGGACCUGAUGAUUGACGUAACCAAAAGCUACUAUCAGAAGUUCCUUCCCCUCAGUCAGAUUUGAGUUCAGCCGAAUCCACACCCUUUCCAGCAAGCUUCAGGUCCACUUGUUUGCCCAGGUCCACAUCCUGGACUUUGGACUUUGAGAGGCCACCUUCUGUCCUAAAGUUCAUAGAUUGUAUAGAGUUGCACCGCUCUAUGUUUACACAGCAUGUUCAUGUGUUACAUCCCAGUCAAUUUACAAUUCCUGCAAGAGGCACACAUGCAUUUUUGUUCACCUUCUCCUUUUUCCUGGUCAAAGUGCUGUGGGAAAACUCAUGGAGCUUGUUGUGACAACUGAUUAUCACUAUUCUCAAUCUGUGUAGGUAAAAUCCAGAGGACAGAGAAGCUAUGACGACCCAGACCUGCUAAUUUAGAUGUGACACCUAUGGACCAAAACUAAAGAGGACAUACCUGUGAUGUUUGAGAAUGUUGAAUCAGCAGUGGGGCAGAAAACUCAUAUGAACCUCUCUGUUGUUUGACUGCUCGUCAUUUUUAUUUAGAUGUAUUAUUAUCAUUAUUAUUUUGCAUCUCAUUUACUAGUUUCUGCAACACACCAUAAAAAACAUAUUUAACAAAGUGUUGAAUUUAACAUGCAUACUUCUUAUUGCAAUGUUGAAAUGAAAACUGUAAAUCUGUGUAGACAGCCCAUGUAAAGCCUGAAUCAGCACAGUAAUUAAAUAAAUAGGAAAGUAAAUCUGUCUCAUAGGUGUUGGACUGUUUUAUUCUUU
Molecule: messenger RNA, 8675 nt
Organism: Xyrichtys novacula (pearly razorfish)
Lineage: Eukaryota; Metazoa; Chordata; Actinopteri; Labriformes; Labridae
Source: the annotation of a GenBank genome assembly